GGGAGUGUGCAGGGUCCCGUUGGGAAAAGACCAGCAGAAUGGAUACGAUAAAGUUGGUGCUUGUAGCGCUCUCUAGAGGCUCGUAUGAGGCGUUUCUCUGUCGUCAGGUUUGAGAGAAAGGAAGUGUGCAAAGCUUACUCCUCACAUGGGUGAUGUUUGUUGUGGUGUUUUGUCGCUGUUGUUUGCACGGGGAUACAGCUGUAACUCUUUCACAAACAAAACACUUUUUUCUUCACGAAGAUGUCUUCCGACAGCGCUGGAAGUGUUGGAGGAAUUCAAGGCUAUCUGAUAAAGCUCCAUGGUUAUCUUACUGAUUCUGAUACAAGGAGUGCUGCUCUAAGGUGCCAUGACAUUAUUGGAGAUUUAGGGCAAGAGUGCAUGGUUACUAAGAGCGAGAAUGAAUUAGCUUUACAGGCGUCCUUGCUAUUCGCAAAAGAAGAGGGUUUACUCGGUUUUCUCAGAAAAUCCUUGUCUAACGAAGAGCUGCGAGAUGCCCGAGUGGAUGUUAUGCAUCUUUUGGAUACCUUUCUUCAGAGGAUGUCCACUAGUGUCAAAGGAUGGGAGAAAACCUACGCCAUUGAGCUGAAGGACACGUGUUUGGUUGUGUACACCAAAGAUAAAGCAGCCAAAUGCCGUGCCCCAGCCUUGGAGCUACUGAUCAAGAUCUUGUAUCUAACAAAGGACUCCAGUGUUGGCCAAGAUUUGCAAGUGGGGGAUAUGUUCAACAAGUUUUAUGGCGAAUUAUGUCAGAAGAACAAGAUACCUGAUACAGUGCUUGGUAACAUCUAUGAGCUCUUGGGAGUAUUGGCCGAGGUUCAUCCCAGUGAGAUGGUGGCAAACUCAGAAAAACUCUACAGAGCAUACCUUGGGGAGCUGAAAGGGCAGAUGACCUCUGCUACGAGGGAACCGAAACUGCCCGUGGUGGCUGGGUGCCUGAGAGGGAUCACAGCACUCAUGGUGAACUUCACCAAGUCUAUGGAGGAGGAUCCAGCAACUUCAAAAGAUAUCUUUGAUUAUGCACUGAAGGCUAUCAGUCCUCAGAGUGAAAUGAAACGUUAUGCUGUCACUUUUGCUGGACUUAGGCUGUUUGCUAAGCAUGCUGUCCAGUUCAGCUGCUGUCUAAUGGAUCACUACAGAACGGUGUUUGAGGUCAUGUCCAAACUGUGUGGCCACAUCAAUGCGGAGAUGAAGAAGACCAGUUAUUAUGCCCUGGAGUCAUUUCUAAAACAAGUAGCAGUUCUGGUGGCAGAAAACAUAGAACUGCACAAAAGCAAGCUGAAGUUCUUCAUGCAGAAGUUCUGUGCCAUCAUUAAGACCAUGGACUCCUCUAACAAGGAGCUCUCCAUCGCCAUACGAGGAUAUGGACUUUUUGCGGCUCCGUGUAAGGUGGUCUGCCCUCAGGAUGUGGACUUGAUGUACACAGAGCUGAUCCAGCGCUGCAAGCAGAUGUAUCUCACGGAGUCAGACCGGGAUGACGACAACAUCUACCAGCUCCCCAGCUUCCUGGAUUCCAUUGCCAGUGUCCUUGUACACUUGGACAAGAUUCCUGAGGUCUACACUCCUGUCCUGGAGCGGCUCCUGGUGGUCCAAAUUGACAGCUUCCCCCAGUACAGCCAGCGGAUGCAGCACACCACCUGCCGAGCCAUUGUCAAGGUGCUUGUUGCCAUGGCAGCCAAGGGUCCAGUGCUGUGGAGCUUUAUCAGUUCUGUUGUGCACCAGGGAUUGAUCCGUGUUUGUUCGAAGCCAAUACCUCAACUAGAGGACGGUGGCACUACUCAGAGUGGUUCCACAGAGGACGAAGGUGGGGAGUCCACCCAGAUGCGCACUGGGAAAUGGAAGGUUCCAUCCUGCCGGGACUAUUUGGAUCUUUUCAGGGGCAUUCUAGACUGUGAAAAUCUCAGGGACACUGGGUUUUUAGAGGGAGCCAUGGCAGCCCAAAACUCAAACCUGUCAUCCCUGAAUCGCCUUUUGUAUGAUGAGGUGGUGAAGUCCAUCAUAAAGAUCAUAGAGAAGCUGGAUCUCUCUGUUCAGAAGGUCAACACGGAGGAGGAGGCAGUGCAGGGACAGACUGAUGUCUUUGUGCCGUCAUCAGACCCUGCAGCCCACCUUGUCCCCAACAGACCCAAAGACUUCACUGCCUUUAUCAAUCUGGUGGACUUCAGCAGUGAGCUGUUGUCCCGGAAGAGGCUGGAGUAUUUCGAGCAGUGGGUGUACCCUCUGAGCCACGAGCUCAUUCUCCACUCCAUUCGCUUCCCACUGGUCAGCGGCUUCUACCGGCUGCUCUCCCUCACCAUGACCAUAGCCAAGAAAAUCAGAUACUUCCAGGGUGUUAGCCCCAGGAGCUACAAAUCCAUAGAGGACAAGGAUCCAGUUAAAUGUGCCUGCUUUGCUCUUGUGUCCAAGUUCGGAAAAGAGGUGUCCGUUCGCAUUAAGCAGUAUAAGGACGAGCUGCUGGCUGCCUGCCUGACAUUUGUCUUGUCACUGCACCAUGACGUUGUUGCACUGGACAUCAAGGCCUACAUCCCCGCCCUUCAGGCUGCCCUGCGUCUGGGUCUGAGCCACGCGCCCCUGGCCACGGCUGCGCUGGACGCUCUGGAGCUGUGGUCCUCAGAGAUCCCGCGAGAGACCAUGCAGCCGCACUACGGUGACAUCCUGCCUCACCUGGACGGCUACCUGAAAACAGCCGCUGGGGACAAAGACGAGAGUGGUAUGGAGGUGCUGUGUCUGUCCUCUGGCAGUGAGAAGGGUUAUGGGAGAGUGAUGAUGAGGCUGCUGAAGAAGGCCAAGCACCUGCCCAUGGGAGACGAGUCGCCCAUCGCAGUGGUGCGGAGGAGGGUGGUGAGGCUGUUGGGCCACCUGGGAGGGCAGCUGAACCGGAGUCUGGUGACAGCCAUCUCUACGGAGGACAUGAUGAAGAAGUUUGUGGCGUGGGACAGUGAGAGGAGGCUGAGCUUCGCCGUGCCCUUCUCAGACAUGAAGCCCGUUAUUUACCUGGACUGCUUCCUGCCUCGCAUCACAGAGCUGGCUUUGACCUCCAGUGACAGACAGACCAAGGUGGCAGCCUGUGAGCUGCUCCACAGUCUGGUGGUGUAUAUGGUGGGCAAGGGGGCUCAGAUGGCCGAGGGGGAGAUGUCCGCUCCUCCCAUGUACAACCUCCACAAGCGCGUCUUCCCCGUGCUGCUGCGACUGGCCUGCGAUGUGGACCAGGUGACAAGGCAGCUGUUUGAGCCUCUGGUUAUGCAGCUUAUCCACUGGUUCACCAACAACAAGAAGUUUGAGAGUCAGGACACCGUUGCUGUGCUGGAGGCCAUCCUAGAUGGCGUGAUCGACCCGCUGGACAGCACCCUACGGGACUUCAGCGGCCGCUGCAUCCAGGAGUUUGUGAAGUGGUCCAUCAAGCAGACCACGCCCAAGCAGCAGGAGAAGAGCCCGGCCAACAUAAAGUCCCUCUUCAAGCGCAUCUACAGCCUGGCGCUGCACCCCAACGUCUUCAAGAGGCUGGGCGCCGCGCUGGCCUUCAACAGUAUCUACAGGCAGUUCAGGGAGGAGAAUUCCCUGGUGGAGCAGUUUGUCUUUGAAGUUCUUGUUGUAUUCGUGGAGAGCUUGGCGCUGGCCCACGCAGAUGAGAAGUCGAUGGGAUCAGUGCAGCAGUGUAACAGUGCCUUGGAGCACCUGAAGAGGAUCAUCAAACACAAGGCUUCCUCACUCAGCCAGAGCGCCAAACGACGCACUCCCAGAGGGUUUCCUCUAGGCACCCUCUCGCUGUCGGAGGUGGUACUGUGGCUGCUGGAACAAUGCGGCCGACCACAGACCGAAUGUAGACACAAAUGCAUGAAGCUCUUCUAUGAAUUUGUACCCUUACUACCAGGGAAGAGCUCCCCUGCUCAGUGGCUGGAGGAGCAGGUGCAGAGGGAGGGUGUGGGCUUCCUGGUGUCCAGGCUGGAGGGGGGAGGCCUGCUGAGCCAGCCCACUCUCCGGGCCCUGCAGGCCCCCUUCAGCGUGAGGGUCACCCUGCAGUGGAUGGACGUGCUCCUGGCCGCCCUGGACUGCUACAACACCUUCACAGGGCUGCACCUCAUUCAGCCGUUGCAGAUACUAGGGUCGGAGGAGAAGUCAAGCUUCCUGCUGGCAGUGCAGUUCUUCCUUACAGAGCUGGCGGGGCAAGACCUGGAGGCAGCAGAGCGUUGUUUCCACACAGUGGCGCCAACGUCCCUCUACAGCCCCCGUGAGCGAGAGCUCUACGCCUACAGCAAGUGUACUGUCAUUGUGAGGCUGCUGGAGUUCACCUGUAUGGUACUGGGCAAGUGCCAACAAGACACCUGGAAGUUGUUAGAAGUAGGUAUCUUCAACCCUGCCUUCUUUGAACUGGUUGCAAUGACCUUAUGUGAGCCAUCCUCCAUUGGGUUUGACAUGGCGGACUUGGAGGUGAUGACCCACCUGCCGCAAGUUUGCGUGCCCCUGCUGAAGGCUCUGGCCACCUCUCCCUACAAACAGAGGCUGGAGGCCAGCCUCAGGAAGAGAAUCUCUGCUCAAAGUGUGGAGGACCUGUGUGCAGUUGAUCUGUAUAAUCCUGAUGCUCGUGGAAGCCACACUAAGACCGUGAUCAUGCUUUCUGCCUGCAAACAACUUCACCAGUCUGGCCUUCUUACCGCUGUAAUACACAGUGAGGAUGCCAGCUACAGCCACUCUCUGGGCUCCAGGUUACUCCUGGCCGUAUAUAAAGGCAUAGCCCCUGGAGAGGACAGGAAGUCCCUCCGAUCCAUGGACGUUGGCAGCAGGAAACUGGCUGAUGGGCUUGUGCAGCUAGCAUUCUCAUUGGGUGGACAGAGUGAGCAGGUAGUGGGCCUGUUGCUCAACACCAUCUCGCUCUCAGUGCCUCUGUCUGGCAGCCUGAACCCCAAGUUCCUGAGCUUCUCUCACGGCGAGUAUUUCUACAGCCUGUUCCACUGCACCAUCAAUGCUGAGCUGCUGCGCUGCCUGGACUCUGCUGUGCCUCUGCUGCUGGCGGCCGCCAGUCAGAACCCCAGCAUGGUAAGCAUUCUGCUCAACGGCAUGCUGGACCACAGCUUCCGUGAGCGUGCCGUGAGGCAGAGUCAGGGCUCCCGAUUGGCUGACCAGAUUCUCCAGAGGUGGGAGGCCUUGCGGCCGUGGUGGGGGAGCCCCGCCUCUUCUCCCCAGAGCAAAACGUCCACUCUCACGCUUCUCUCCAAAGUGCUGCAGAUUGACUCUUCAGUGUGCUCCAACGCCAAUCACCAGGCCUUCCAGCCCAUCUUCACCACCUACACCACCCUCAUCGUCGACAUGAGUCUGCCUCUGGACCUCAAGAGCCAGGCUCUUAUCAUGCUGCCGUUCUUCACGGUUCUGCCGGCCGAGCCGCUGGCGGAGCUGCAGAGGGCUCUGGAGGUGCUGGUGGCCUCACACUUCCCCAUGCAGUCAGACGAGUUCCCCCGUGGCUCGCUCCAAUGCAACAACUACAUGGACUGCGUCCGCAAGUUUUUAGAUGCCCUUGAACUGUCCCAGAGCCCUUUACUGCUGAAGCUCAUGACUGGGGUUCUGUGCCGUGAUAAGAAGCACAUCAUGGAGGAGCUGUUCCAGACCUGCUUCCAGAGGCUUGCCAGACGUUCCAGCGUUGACCGGCAAGGGGAGUUACUCUCUGCCAUCUACAAGAUGUUCCAUGAUGGAGAUGUUCCAGUACGUUCUAUGCUGCUGGCAGUGCUGGACCGUGUGCUGCUCCCUCUGGCCACGCACUGCAGCUCUAGAGCCCUCAGCCAGUUUUUCAUCCAGAACAUCUCGGACGUCAUGGCAACACUACAAGCCCGCUUCACCAGGGCGAACGAGGCCACCUUUGAGACUCAGGUGAUGAUGAAGAGAGGCUUCUAUAAACUGAUGGAGCUGCUGUACUCCCGUCUGCCCAAAGAUGAGCUCUACUCCAAAGACUCCCAGAUCAACCAGGCCUUCUGUGGAGAAACCAAAUCUGAGGGCAAUGAACUUUCAAAGAAUCUGCUUAAGUCGUGUUUUGAGGCCUUCACUGAGAACAUGGCGGGAGAGACCCAGCUGCUGGAGCUGAGGAGGCAGCUGCACUGCGCCGCAUACAGCUGCGCCAUCGCACUCAUCUGCUGCAGCUUCAACGAGACCAAGUUCUACCAAGGCUUCCUGUUCACCGAGAAGCCAGAGAAGAAUCAGUUUAUAUUUGACAACCUAAUAGAUAUCCAGAGGGUAUACAACUUCCCCAUUGAGAUUGAUGUUCCUAUAGAGCGGAAGAAGAAGUAUGUUAUGAUCCGUAAGGAAGUGAGUGGAGAGAAUAGAGAUGCGCCUGUGUACCUCUCCUCCCAGUCCUACAUGGCUGACAGCAGUCUAAGUGAGGAGAUGAGCCAGUUCGACUUCUCUACUGGAGUGCAGAGCUUUUCCUACAGCUCCCAGAAUCCUUCAGGCCACAUCAGGGCCAAGAGGACACAGGAGCAAGCAGAGAUGAUGGAAGAGACAGUGGAGCUGGAGAUGGACGAGCUGAACCAGCAUGAGUGUAUGGCCACUAUGACUGCUCUUCUCAACCACAUGCAAAGGAACAAGAUCACACCCACAGUAGAGGAGGGCACCACUCCCUCUGACCUAACUCCGUGGAUGAAGUUCCUGCACGGCAAGCUGGGAAAUCCAUCCACAGCACUCAAUAUCCGCCUGUUCAUUGCCAAACUCAUUAUCAACACAGAAGAGGUGUUCCGUCCCUACGCCAAACACUGGCUGGGGCCGCUGCUGCAGCUAGUGGUGUCUGGCAAUAAUGGUGGGGAGGGGAUCCACUUCAUGGUGGUGGACAUCGUGGUGACCGUGCUCUCCUGGACCAGUCUGGCCUCACCCAAGGGCAACACCAAAGACGAGGUCCUGGCCAACCGCCUGUUGGAGUUUCUUAUGCGAAACAGCUUCAACCAGAAGAGGCCAGUGUUCCGCCACAACCUAGAGAUUAUCCGCACAGUGGUGGAGUGUUGGAAAGACUGCCUGCAUGUUCCUUACAGUCUGAUACACGCCCGCUUCGCUGGAACAGACCCCAACAGCAAGGACAACUCUGUUGGACUGCAGCUUCUGGGCAUUGUGCUGGCCAAUAACCUGCCUCCGUAUGACACUGACUGUAGUGUCGACCAAGAUAGGUAUUUCCAGUCCCUGGCCAACAAUCUGGGUUUUGUACGGUACAAAGAGGUCUUCUCUGCUGCUGCUGAAAUCAUUGGCUUGAUCCUGAACUACGAGGCAACAAACAAUGAACAUGACGAGUCUUUAUUUAGUCUUGCCGUUUCAAAGCUGAAGGACCUGAAGAAGAAAAACAUGGAUGACAAAUUCAUUAUUGGCCUGAGCAAAGUGUGUAAGCACUUCCCCCCUCUAGUGGACAGCUUUGUCAAUGCCGUGUUCUUCCUGAUGCCAAAGCUGCAUGGCAUCCUGAAGACCCACUGUCUGGAGUGUGUGGCCAGCCGUGCUGAGGUCAUUCCUGACAUCUACAUGCACCUCAAGACCAAAGGCUUCACCCAAAUCAUGACCCACAGAGAUGAGGCCAGGCAGCGUGUGUGUCUGGACAUUGUGCAUAAGCUGCUGGCCUCCUUGAAGCCAGACGAGCUGAAGGAGAUGCUGCCGGCCGUCUGCUCAUUCUCCUCCCACCCAUCACCUGUCUGCCGUGAGCGCAUGUACGACAUCCUCAUGUGGAUCCAGGACAACUACAGCGAUUCUGAGAGCAAAGAAGAUCAGACUUCUCUGGAGGUGUUGAAUGCAGCCAAAGACACUCUGCUUCAGGGACUCACAGAUGAAAACGCUGGUCUCCAGCUGUAUGUGCGUAACUUCUGGAGUCACGAGAGCCGGUUGCCGGGGGCGACGCUGGAGCGGAUGCUGGUGGUGCUGCGUUCUCUGUACUCCCCACGCAUCGAGGAGCGCUUCCUCAGCCUGGCCACAGACCUGCUGCUGGAGAGGACCAGCCAGAGCCCCGACUACACCCGCAACAUGUUUGAGUACCCGCUCUCCGAGUGCAAGUUCCAGGAAUACAAGGUUGAUGCGAACUGGCGUCUGCGCAGCACCGUGCUCACCCCCAUGUUUGUGGAGACCCAGGCGUCUCAGAGUGAACGGGGCGGCAGCGCAGGCUCCCAGCCCAGCAGCAUGGACGGGCAGGUCAGGGCCACCCAGGGCUCCCUGGAGUUCAGCCUCACACAGGCUCCAGGCGCAGGCAGACGCACUGCAUACAACUGGCUGACGGGCAACAGUGUGGACACGCUGGCGGAGUACUCCCUGCCUGCCUCGGAGUCCAUGUCCUCGCUGCUGGUGUUUGGGAAGAAGAACAGACCCGCCUCCUGGAAGAGUGUGGGGGCGGGCUUCGGCUCGAAGCGCAGCACCGCUCCAUCUGAUGAGGCAGACAGCAGAAGUGCAGCCGAGCGCGAGCGGCGGGCUGAUAUUCUGAGGCUGAGGAGGCGCUUCCUGAAGGACCAGGAGAAAGUCAGCCUGCACUUCGCCAAGAAGGAGAUCAGCUCACAGAGGCAGGAGAGGGAAAAGCGAGCAGAGCACAAGAUCCGGAAGGAUGCCCAGGUGACUCUGUACCGCAGCUACAGGUCGGGAGAUCUGCCCGACGUCCAGAUCCAGCACAGCAGCCUCAUCGCACCACUGCAGGCCCUCGCACAGAGGGAUGCCAACCUGGCCAAGCAGCUGUUCAGCGCGCUGUUCUCUGGCAUCCUCGCUGAGAUGGAACGCUCCAAGUCCUCUGGUGAGAGGAAGGGGGUUCUGGAGGACCUGCUGCAGAACAUGAACAUCUUCCUGAACAAGAGUACUCUGUACUUCCCCCCGUUUGUGGCAUGUGUGCAGGAUAUGAGCUACCAGCACAGGGAGCUGUUGGGGGUGCAGCCUGCGGCGGUGAGCUCCAGCUGCCUGGCCAGCCUGCAGCAGCCCAUGGGCAUCCUGCUGCUAGAGGAGAGCCUGCUGAAAGGCCCCGCCGCCGUGCCCGAUGAGCCCCCCUCCAAACGGGCACGUGGACGCAGAGAGCUGCCCCCCGACACCGAGCGCUGGAUCCACCUGGCCAAGCUGUACCGGUCUCUGGGAGACUAUGAUGUAGUGAGGGGCAUAUUUGGAGGGAAGAUUGGCACCAAGGCCAUCACCUGUUCAGCUCUACAGGCAGAAGCCAAGAGUGACUACGCUGAGGCUGUCAAGCUCUAUAACGAGGCGUUGAACUUUGAGGAUUGGAAGGAUGGUGAGCCGCUGGACACAGAGAAGGACUUCUGGGAGAUAGCGGCGUUAGACUCCUACAGUCACCUGACCGAGUGGAAGUCCCUGCAGUACUGUGCCACUGUCAACAUUGACGACAGCUCACCUGUGGACCUGGAGAAGAUAUGGAGUGAGCCCUUCUACCAGGAGAACUACCUGCCCUACAUGAUGCGCGGCAUGCUUAAGCAGCUGCAGCUGGGCGAGAGGGACCAGGCGCUGCUCAGCUUCGUCGACGCCGCCAUGAAGGUGGAGGAGCGCAAGGUCGUCAUGGAGACGCACUACAGCCAGGAGCUCAGCCUGCUAUACGUGCUGCAGGAGGACUACGACCGCGCCAAGUACUACGCCAACAACUGUAUGCAGGUCUUCAUGCAGAACUACUCCAGUAUCGACCCACUGCUCAACCAGAGCCGGCUGACGGUGCUGCAGUCUGUGCAGGCCCUGACUGAGAUCCAGGACUUCCUGCACUUCAUCACUGGAGACGUUUCUGUGAUGUCUUUAAAAAAUCUCAUGAGACUCUGGACCUCCCACUACCCUGAUGCCAAAACUGACCCCAUGAAUGUUUGGGAUGACAUCAUUACAUCUCGAUGCUUCUUCCUGGAUAAGAUCUUGGAGAAGCUGAAAGUGUCUGCGCCAGACGACAGCAUGGAGGUGGAUAGAGAUGGAAUGGAUGUGGACCAGCCAGAGGACAUGGAGGCGCUCGUCAAGAACUGCAAAUUCAACAUGAAGCUACGCAUGGCUGACAGCGCAUGGAAACAGAACUGCUUCCCCGUCUCCACCAAGCUGCUGAAGGAGCUGCACCGCGAGGCGAAGACGCAGGAUGACUGGCUGCUGCGCUGGGUGCACAGCUUCAGCCGCUUCGCCCACAGACGCAGCACAAGCCUGGGGCCCUGUGAACAGAUCAGCAGCCUGCUCAAGACCGUGCCUCUGCUGGAGGAGACUGAGAAGCAGAGUGAGCUGUCGGGCCGGGGGCGUGUUUACCGCAGCCAGCGCAUCCUGAUGGGCACCUCCUUCCACCUGCUGGCCUCCGCCAUCAGUCAGAGCGCCUCUGCACUGGAGGCCGUCGGCAAAGACAAGGCAGACAAGCUGCUGCAGUAUGCUGAGGCUUCCUCCACCAGCACACAGUUGGAAGUUGUGGAGAAGCUGGAGUUGCGUGCCCUGGAGCUGCUGCAUAGCGCCACCCGCAGGGCAGAUGAGGAAGUGCAGUCUUUUUCCCAGGACAACUGGGACACUGCGGGCAUCAUUGAGGCCCACAUGACCUUCGCCAACUUCAGUGACAAGAUACUCAGGGAGGAUGAGCAGAGAGGAGGAACAGUGAGCAGGAUUGCGGAGCAGCAGGCCCUGCCGGUGUGUGUGGUGGAGUCCAUGCUGAAAGCCCUGAGGCUCAACUCUGAGGAGGCUCGCCUGAAGUUCCCCCGGCUGCUGCAGCUGGUGGAGCUCUACCCUGCAGAGACCCUGCACAUCAUGGCCAAGGAGGUUGUCACAGUCCCCUGCUGGCAGCUGAUUGGUUGGAUCAGUCAGAUGAUGGCCUUGCUGGACAAGCGUGAGGCGGUGGCAGUGCAGCAGGUGAUCUUGGAGAUAGCAGAGUCCUACCCCCAGGCUCUGGUCUACCCCUACAUGAUCAGCAGUGAGAACUACUCGUUUGAGGAGACGGCAGAGGGACACAAGAAUAAAGAGUUUGUGGAGAGGCUAAAACCUCUGCUUGAUAAGGGAGGGGUCAUCCAAGAUUUUGUUGAUGCCUUGCAGCAGCUGACAAACCCUGAAAUGCUCUUCAAGGAUUGGUGGGAUGAGGUGAAGAAUCGGCUGGACAAACCCAGUCUGGACAAGAAGAUGAUGAGGGCUCUGUAUGAUGAGAUGCACUCCUCUCUGUGUGAUUCGAGAGCUAUGGGGUUCGGCUCUUUCCGCAAGAAGUUCAUACAGAAAUUCUCUAAAGACGUGGAGAAGAUGCUGGGCGCGGGUGGCUCCAAGCUGUUUGAGAAGCGUAAGGAGAAGCUGUAUUUAAAGCAGGUAGAUGAGCUGACCGCCUCCAUGCGGGCCUUCCAGAAGGAGCCGGGGAACCUGAAGGAGUACUCGCCUUGGUUGAGCAACUUCAGGCCCGAAACCCUGAGGAAUGAGCUGGAGAUCCCAGGUCAGUAUGAUGGCAGAUCAAAGCCUUUGCCUGAAUAUCAUGCAAAGAUUACAGGAUUCGACGAGAGGGUGAAGGUCAUGACCUCCCUCCGGCGUCCGAAGCGCCUGAUAAUCCGCGGUGACGAUGAGAAGGACUACCCGUUCCUAGUGAAGGGGGGUGAGGACCUGCGCCAGGACCAGCGCAUCGAGCAGCUCUUCAGCGUCAUGAACAUCCUCCUCAACCACGACACCGCCUGCACCCAGAGGAACAUGCAGCUCCGCACCUACCAGGUGGUGCCCAUCACCAGCAGGAUUGGUCUGAUUGAAUGGAUGGAGAACACCUGCACCCUCAAAGACUUCCUAGCCAGCAGAAGAACAGAGAAGGAGCAGAAGCUCAUCACAGCACCAAAUGAAGCGUAUGCCAACUGGCUCUAUACAUUUGGAAAGGACAUCAGGCAGUACACUGAAACAUAUAAGAAGGCCAGCCGUACAGAAGUCGUCAACAACUUUAGGAAGCUUCAGCAAAUGGUCCCUGAAGAUCUACUAAGGCGUGCAUUUGUUCGGAUGAGCACCACCCCAGAGGCUUUCCUGUCACUGCGUUCCCACUUCGCCAGCUCCCACGCCCUGCUCUGUGUCAGCCACUGGCUUCUGGGCAUCGGUGACCGCCACCUCUCCAACUUCAUGAUCAACACCGAGACCGGCGGCAUGAUCGGCAUCGACUUCGGACACGCCUUCGGAUCUGCUACACAGUUCCUCCCGGUGCCAGAGCUGAUGCCGUUCCGGCUGACGCGGCAGUUUGUGAACUUGAUGCGGCCCCUGCAAGAGUCAGGCCUGAUCCGCAGCGUGAUGGUGCACUCGCUGCGAGCCUUCCGAGAGCAGCCCGAUCUGCUGCUCAACACCAUGGACGUCUUCGUCAAGGAGCCCUCACUCGACUGGAAGAACUUUGAGAUGAAGCAGCUGAAGAAAGGUGGGAAGUGGAUGGAGAGUGUGGAUGUCAAGGAGAUUAACUGGUACCCACUGCAGAAGGUCAGCCUCGCCCGGAGGAAGCUGGAGGGAGCCAAUCCUGCCAUCAUCACUAGUGAGGAGUUGAUGCUGGGCUUUGAGAAGGACCCUGCAGUGAAGGGAAUGCUGGACGUGGUGCGGGGCUUGAAGGAGCACAACAUCCGUGCACGUAAAGCGGAGAAGGACCUCAGCGUGGAGGAGCAGGUAGACUGCCUGCUGGACCAGGCCACAGACCCCAAUCUGUUGGGCAGGGUCUAUGUCGGCUGGGAGCCCUGGGUCUGACAUGGACUCAAUCGGUCUCCCUCUCACACAUUCUCACUGUCUAGGUGCUCAUAGACACGGGUACUUACACGAAACACAAAGGCACUGAUAUAUAAUAAAUGUCCCUGGGAUGUUGAACAGGCGUGACUGACUUACCAGAAAAGCUACAUAUUUUCAGGAUGAAAUUCUAGCCCCAAAAAAGUACUUUGUAAUAGAAAUGGACCAUGAUGUCAUGACCACAUAGGCUCACAAUUAAGGGCCAAGAUACUCUACAGCCGCCAGCUGAUAACCCCCCUCUGUCAUGGAUAUAUGUCAGAAGAUAUAUGUUGGCAUCCAUGUUGUCACUAGUCGAAACUAAUUAUGACUCUUUGUCCUUGUCAAUAAACGACACCACUGUUUUGACCAGCUCAGUUGUUUUGUGUUGUACGGUUACACUCUUUCUGUCCUUAUCAAUAAAAAGCACAACUGCUUUGACAGGCUCAGUUGGUUGACAAACA
Molecule: messenger RNA, 13079 nt
Organism: Clupea harengus (Atlantic herring)
Lineage: Eukaryota; Metazoa; Chordata; Actinopteri; Clupeiformes; Clupeidae
Gene: prkdc
Product: protein kinase, DNA-activated, catalytic subunit
Biological process (GO): immunoglobulin V(D)J recombination; telomere maintenance; intrinsic apoptotic signaling pathway in response to DNA damage
Cellular component (GO): nucleus
Molecular function (GO): DNA-dependent protein kinase activity; protein binding
Source: RefSeq, a predicted model, not a curated record